CUUGCCCCUCCUCAACUUAUUCCUUCUUCAACCAUCCAGGCCAUUUCUGAGAUACACCCACCACCAUGGCGGACCUGAACCUAGUCGAAGUGGACUCGCUAGAAGCCGUUGUUAUCAUCGACAAUGAGCUGGAUCCCAUGUCGACAAUUGCUCCUGACACCGUCCAGGUCUCUGGCCUGAUGGGCCAUCUGGCCAUGUCCUCACCCCAUCAUCUACAGGACCGAGGGGAAGCCCAUAAAGAGCUUCAGAUGGAGGAUAUCUGCUGUUCAGCCCAUGGCCUAUCGAUUCUUAUAACUGCGACCAAAGGCGAUAAGAAGCACUCGGUCCUGUUCGACGCAGGGCCCGAGGAGGAUGCAUGGGAGAGAAAUGCUCGACGCCUGCGACCCGAUCUUUCUUCUGUAGAGUUGAUUCAUCUGUCCCACUGGCAUCGGGAUCAUUCAGGAGGAAUUCCCCGGGCCAUUAAGAUGAUCAACGAUGCUAAGGAGGCAAAAGGUCUCGCCAAAGAUCUCAUAGUAGAUCUCCAUCCAGAUCGUCCCGACUAUCGAGGCUUUGCCAUGAUGGAGAAUAUCAUAUCCCUUCAGGCAGAUCCUUCUUUUGCAGAGAUCGAGGCAGCCGGUGCUACAGUUCAGAAGCAUAGUGAUACCCACACAGUCCUGGAUGAUUUCUUUCUCAUAUCUGGUGAGAUCCCUCGCCAAACACCGUACGAGACCGGCGUCAAGGGUGGGAUGCGGUUCGAUAAGCGUGAGAACGACUGGGUCUCGGAUGAGAUCAUUGCUGACGAGCGAUUCAUCAUGUGCAAGGUUAAAGUCUCAGACAAAGGAGCUGUCAUGUUCACUGGCUGCAGCCAUGCUGGGGUGGUCAACUGUACCAAACAUGCAAUCAAGCUUGCAGGUAAAUCUGUUCCUCUGCAUGCAGUUAUUGGAGGCUUUCAUCUUGCCACCAGUGACUCAGUCCAGACAGAACGCACUAUCAAGGAUCUUAUUGAUCUGGAUCCUGCCGUUCUUCUCCCUGGACACUGCACUGGGUGGAGGGCCAAGUUUGCCAUUGAACGGCGCAUGCCUGGUCUACUUGUUCCAUGCUCGGUGGGCAUGAAAAUUAAAUUUUAAUCAUUCAACCGUCGUACGCUACGCUUACUGUAUAUAAGGAUAAGGAUUGCUCGAAAUCCCCACCGAGCGUUGGUAGUUUUACAGGCCCCAACAUACGAUAACCAUGAUGAUGUAUCCUUCGACAUACAAUGAACGAGACUCCGCCUAUACCAGCCGUCUCGGGUAAUAAAU
Messenger RNA from Aspergillus ochraceoroseus IBT 24754, 1277 nucleotides. RefSeq names its product MBL fold metallo-hydrolase. NCBI's taxonomy places the organism in Eukaryota, Fungi, Ascomycota, Eurotiomycetes, Eurotiales, Aspergillaceae. The coding region runs from base 66 to 1106 and encodes 346 amino acids. The transcript is spliced from 4 exons. Gene Ontology annotation, molecular function: transferase activity. The record is from RefSeq and is a predicted model, not a curated record.